UAUUUCCUUUGUCGUUUUUCCUGUUUUCUUAAUUUGCAGUCCGUUUGGCCUCUCAGGGCCACCGUAUAAAUAUAAUAAACGUGUCAGAGUAAGUCGGUAAAUUGUUCUUAAGAACGUUUACAACUUUUAAAGGGCAUCCUAAGAUUUUUAUUGGUUUACGGCCACAUAGAGAUUAGUGGCAUAUAGUUUAAUAGCUGUAUUUUGGUAAAUUGGGUACUAAUUAUGUUUAGCAGUUGAACCACAUGCAAAGUGCACUGAACCGCUGUCCAUGGUGCUGGCAGCAGCUUUCUUCUGUUUUGUCUCGUUAUAGUCUGGUGCUGUCCGUUGUGCUGAAUAUUGGGCGGUGUACAAAAAUAAAGAUGAAUAAUAAUUUUUUUUAAAAAGAUCAUUAAUAAUGCAAACAAUUCAUUAAACUGUAUAUGUCAUCCAAAAAAACGUAAUUUGUGGAUUAUUCUGCAUGGAUUUUAAUUCUGUUAUACCUUAUAUUAAAAAAAAAAAAACAUCUUAUAUUUCGGGCCAUGUAACCCAAUACAGAAAUGCCACAAGAUGCCGCUAGAGACCAUGCAAAAAAAUAUAGUCGUUGGCGUUUAGAAACUCCUCCUCAUUUAAUGACGAAAAGAUGAAACGUCACCAUCUGGCAUUGCUUUGUGAAAGAAGCGCACAGACGAUCAAGGCCCUAAUGAGUGAGGAUCCUUGGCGAGAGUGGAUACAUGAAGGGAUAUUUUUCAUAUUUGGCGUUUCUUUCCAGGAAGUAUAAAUCAGGAUUUCAUACUUUUGUAUAAACAGCGAUGGCUGCUCGAAGACAAUGGGAUAAUAUUUGGAGUCUGUUUUUCAGCCUUCUUUGUCUCUGUGAAUGGUCCGUGGCUCAGAUAUCCUAUUCCAUUUUUGAGGAGGUGGACAAAGGCGCUGCGGUGGGAAAUCUAGCGAAGGAUUUAAAUCUUAGUGUGCAGCAGCUUCAGUCAGCGGGUCUUCAGAUUACAUCUGGGUAUAAACCCCCGUAUUUUGAUAUCAAUCUUGAAUCUGGAGUACUUUUCGUUAGCGAGAGAAUUGAUCGGGAGGAGCUAUGUCCUAAUACGGUAAAGUGCUCUUUAAAUAUCGAGGCCAUAUUGAGUAACCCUCGCAGUCUUCAUCGAAUUGAAGUUGUAAUCAAUGAUAUUAAUGACAAUGCCCCGUCUUUUCUAGAAGAUAUAUUUACAAUUGAUAUGUCUGAGUCCUCAUAUGUCGGAGAAAGGCAUCCGUUGCCGAUAGCGCAUGACCCAGAUGUUGGCGCUAACUCAGUGAAGACUUAUAAAUUGAACGCGAAUGAUUAUUUCUCUUUAGAUAUACAGAGUACUGGCGACCAGAGUGUGUCUGCUGAGUUGGUGCUGCAGAAAGCCUUAGAUCGAGAAAAACAAGCUGUUAUUGAGCUCACUCUGACUGCGAUAGACGGAGGAAAAUCUCCCAAAACGGGGACUUUGCAAAUACAAGUUAAUGUUCUGGAUGUGAACGAUAAUUCACCCGUGUUCAGUAAAUCUCUCUACAAAGUCCAAGUAAUUGAAAAUGCAAAUAUUGGCACACCGUUACUAACACUCACUGCGAGUGAUUUAGAUGAUGGUAUUAAUGGUCAGGUUGUCUACACAUUUACAGAAAGAGGACGUUUAAACCCUGAUGACAAAUUUUCCCUGAAUAAUAAUACUGGGGAAAUUACUGUGCGAGGAAAUAUUGAUUAUGAGGAAAACCAAGCAUUUGAGAUCCGCGUUCAAGCCCGAGACAGAGGAACUCCUCCUCGCAGUGCACAUGGCAAAGUUUUAGUUGAAGUCAUUGACGUUAAUGACAAUGCUCCAGAAAUCUCAGUGUCUUCAAUCAUGAGUUCAGUGAAAGAGGACGCUGAAAUAGGCACAGCUGUUGCUAUGGUGACUAUCACUGAUCAAGACGGGGGUAAAAAUGGCCUCACAAACUGUAAGAUAACAGGUUCUGUGCCAUUUAAAUUAAAAUCCAACUAUAAAAACUAUUAUUCUUUGCUAGUGGACAGGCUUCUUGACAGAGAGACUGUUUCCCGAUAUGAUAUAUAUAUUGUAGCUACAGAUGAAGGGACGCCCUCUCUGUCCAGCACAACUGUUAUCACUAUUCACGUUUCUGAUGUAAAUGACAACCCUCCUAAAUUCCCGAACUCUCCAAUUACUCUGUAUGUGAAAGAGAAUAGUCCGAUUGGAACUACUAUUCAUAAACUGACAACAACAGAUCUGGAUUUAAAUGAAAACGCAAAAUCAAUGUAUCAUUUAAUUAGCAGCUCUUCCAAGACCAUGCAAAUGGCUUCAAUGGUAACUGUUAAUUCAGAGACAGGAGAUAUAGUCAGCCUGCACUCGUUUAACUAUGAGGAGUUAAAAACUUUCCACUUUAAAGUUCAGGCCACAGACUCUGGUGUUCCUCCACUUACAAGCAACGUCACUGUCAACAUUUUAAUCCUGGAUGAAAAUGAUAAUACUCCAACAAUUCUCGCUCCUUACUCUGAGCAUGGCUCCGUUAACAGUGAGAAUAUCCCCUAUUCUGCUGAAGCGGGAUACUUUGUGGCAAAGAUCAGGGCUGUAGACGCAGACUCUGGAUACAAUGCGCUGCUUUCUUAUCACCUGUCUGAGCCCAAAGGAAACAACCUGUUCAGGAUCGGAACCAGCACCGGGGAGAUCAGGACUAGGAGGAGAAUGAGUGACAAUGACCUCAAAACUCACCCCUUGGUGGUCUUGGUCUCUGAUAACGGAGAACCCUCCCUGUCAGCUACUGUGUCUAUUGAUGUGGUGGUGGUUGAAAGCACGGCUGAAAUCCAGACUCAGUUCAGACAUGUGCCUGUAAAGGAGGACAGCUUCUCGGAUUUGAACCUGUAUCUGCUGAUCGCCAUUGUGUCGGUGUCCGUCAUCUUUCUGCUCAGCCUCAUCACUUUAAUAGCAGUCAGAUGCCACAGGACAGACGGCACUUUCAGCAGGUACAGCGCCCCCAUGAUCACCACCCACCCUGACGGGAGCUGGUCUUACUCUAAAGCUACUCAGCAGUAUGACGUGUGUUUCAGCUCAGACACGCUCAAGAGUGACGUAGUGGUUUUCCCCGCCCCGUUUCCACCUGUAGAUGGAGAACUGAUCAGUAUUAACGGAGGAGACACUUUUACCAGGACUCAGACUUUACCUAACAAAGAGAAGGUAGGCAACAAAACACCAACCUUAAUCCAUCUUCACAAGACUGUUUGACGUUGAUACAUUAUUUUGAACAUAAGAGCAAUUAAGCUUUGAUUUAGCUUUCAGUACUUUCAACACUUAGCCAAAAAAUCAUUUAAGUGAAUUUCUGGGCGCAAAAAUUCAAUGGUUAAUGAUAUUUUGAGAUUUAGUUAUUAAUUCAUUUAUUAGUCUUCACAGUUCAUAAGAAAAAAAUAGCUGAUCUUUUGUGGCCCUUGAUACCGUGCUAUCACCUCCUUUCUUGGAAUAAUUGUCAGUCAUUUUUAUGUAAUCAACACGGUUCGCCAUGUUGACCAAAACCACAAACUCAAAUAUGUGACAGCUGCUGUCGUUUUCUAGUGAUGUGAAAGACGUGAAAUUUUAUGUGGUGAAAACUCACUGUCCGUGGUGCUAGACGUUGUGCACCAAGCUUUAUACGAGGUGAUCGUGUAGGAUCAUUCAAUAACACGCUUUUAGUUAUUAUAUAUGUAUAUAUAUAUGUGUGUGUGUGUGUGUGUAGAGAGAGAGAGAGAGAGAGAGAGCUUCAAGACUGCCUAGAUUUAAAAUCAGAAUUAUAAUCUUUGUUAGUGUAAAUAAUGAAUUACUUUAACUGCGUACAUGCUUGUUAACUCACUGAAAUAAUCGAGCUUUUCCACUAACGAGAUUUUCCCCUUACAUUCUAAAUACAACAGGUUUUUAUUUCCAAACAAAAACGAAACAUUCACUAUUGCUUAAGAUAUUCGGCUAUGUAGAAUGCUGUUAGUAGUCUUUGUCCACAUGAUGUCGCAGGAGACCAUAGACCUGAAUGUAUUCAUGUAGUUAAAACUCCUCCCUGCACGGGAAAAAAUGAAAUACUCAUCGGCCAUUGCACACACGCGGAAGGUGCUGUGUCCAUGAGAGUAGGAGCUCCUUAUAUAACUUAUCGCUUCGGGUGUACAUUUCUCAAAUGAGGAUUAAUGUUCACUUGUGUUCACUUCUUUUUGUGGAUCAACAAUGUAUAUUCGACCAAAGGAGGAACACGUCUGGAUUCGCAUUGUUGGGUUUCUUUGUCUUUGGCACUGGGCUGCUUCGCAGUUAGCCUACUCGAUUUCCGAGGAGGUGAACAAAGGCACAGUGGUGGGGAAUCUCGCAAAGGAUUUAAACAUCAAUGUACAGGAACUAGAAAACAGGGAUCUACGCUUGGUUUCCAGUUACAGUAAGACAUAUCUUAACGUUAACUUACGGAGUGGGAAUCUCUUAGUUGAGGAGCGGAUAGACCGAGAGGA
Molecule: messenger RNA, 4444 nt
Organism: Haplochromis burtoni (Burton's mouthbrooder)
Lineage: Eukaryota; Metazoa; Chordata; Actinopteri; Cichliformes; Cichlidae
Product: protocadherin alpha-8-like
Exons: 2
Coding region: 789-3215 (808 amino acids)
Biological process (GO): homophilic cell-cell adhesion
Cellular component (GO): plasma membrane
Molecular function (GO): calcium ion binding
Source: RefSeq, a predicted model, not a curated record